Molecule: messenger RNA, 3444 nt
Organism: Neospora caninum
Lineage: Eukaryota; Apicomplexa; Conoidasida; Eucoccidiorida; Sarcocystidae
Product: putative ubiquitin family domain-containing protein
Exons: 8
Coding region: 1-3444 (1147 amino acids)
Biological process (GO): ubiquitin-dependent protein catabolic process
Cellular component (GO): cytosol
Molecular function (GO): polyubiquitin modification-dependent protein binding
Source: RefSeq, a predicted model, not a curated record
AUGGAACCGUCUUUCUCGCCGUCCGAUUUGUCUGCCUCUGCUCCCCCGGGGGGUUCCGCGUCUCCGCCUUCGGACGACAUUUUGGAGGUGAAUUUCCGGUGCAUCGAUGGGCGAACCUUCUCGCUCGAGUUGCCCACCGACAUCGACAUCGCCGACGUCAUCUCGCUCGUGGCAGACGAGGUAGACUGGCCGAGCAGCCGCGUGCGCCUCAUCUACCACGGACGCAGCCUGACGACAGGCACGACUCUCCAGAGCUGUGAUGUGAAGUCUGGGCACACGAUCCACGUCGUGCGCCAGCAGGCGCCUGCGCAGCCGGGGCCGGAGAACAGCCCGUCGAGCGCCGCUUCCUUGGGAGGCGAAGCGCACGCCUCGCAAGGCUCGAGCAGCUUAGGCGCCGGACUCCGCGCCGUCGUGGGCGGGGGUGUAACUGGUCCCCCUGGAGCCAGUGCAGGCGUUCUCGGUGCGGGCGCGCUUCCGGGCAUGGUGCACGGGACCGGGACAGCGGGAACCUCAGCGCCGACGCCCAUGUGGACGCCGAUCUCCUUGCCCGGCGGCGGCACGAUGAUGGUUGGCCACAUGCAGUUUCCUGCGCACAUGGCCGUGAACGUUGCGCCGCAGCAGAGUGCGUCUCAACGCGGUUCGGGGAGUGUACCGGCCAGCGGGCCAGUCGCCUCGUCGGAUUCGAGAGGUUCUCUGGACAGACAUGCAGCGGCGGGAGAUGACACAGGCGGAGUGCAGGCUGCCUCGGACGGGAGCGGUCGACGGGGCUCGGCUUUCUCGGCAAGCGGGACAACUCGACCGGGAGCGUCUCGGGCGCUGGCGCUUGGAGGCGAAGGCGUGAUGGAGGAGCGAGGCGGCGCGGCUUCCGGCGCCGCGCGGGACUCGCCCUUCGCGUCUCCUCUUCCCCACGCAGUUCCGCGUGGAUCAGGUUCUUUGUUUUCUGCCACGCUCCGCGGAGACGAAGCGUCUGGUGCAGAGGCGAGGCCUUCGGCGUCCUCAGGGACGCGAAGCAGCGCCCGCGUGGCGCGCGAAGACACCGCUGCGCCGGGUCUGGAUGAAAGGUCGCCGCAGCCAGCGUUGUACGGCGCACUCGCGGGAGCUCUCGAGAGCGCCGCGCACAGGCUUCUUCGUGCGGCGGACCAGGUUAGACGGGAAGCGCGGUCCCACGGCGUCGGCCUUCCUGCCGAGGAGUCAGCAUCGCCUCGCGCGUCGAGCCCAACUCCGGCGCCGAAUCGGCAGAGCAGCCGGCCUGAGGAGCAAGGAGCAGACUCGACCGUGUCUCCACGACCGACUGGCGAACGGGCGGAGGCCCAGGCGACGCCGAGAGGCCGCACGGGCGAGACGGAGACGGUCACGCGUCCAGCGCUCCAAACGCCUCUGCUUCAGUUAAAUCAACAACCAACCGUCAUUCUCCCGGGGGGACUCACCGCCCACGUUCUCCCUGUGGCGGUCCAUGUGUCCGUGGACCCGAGAAGCCGCAGCGAAGAGGGAAGCGACACUUCCGUCCUGGGGACUGCCCGGGGGAGCAGCGACGGCCAGACGCCCGAAGGCCUCGGGGGCCCAGCGAUCGUGGGAAUGGAGGCGGAGGGGAGGCCGAGCCGGUCCACUCGGCCUCGUGAGUUGAUGAUCACCCACGAGUUCGUUCAACGGCUGUUGCCUUGGCCAGAGCUGAGAGAGACUCUUGAGGUUAUUCAUCGAGAGCGCGGAUGGGCUCCUGGAGACCUGCCGCGCGUCUCCACGCAGACGGGCGCGCCGCCGCCUCUCAGUAUCUUCCUGCCUUCGUUCGUCUCUGCGUUGAAUCUCGUCGCUGCCAUGCUCCAGCAGUUCAUGGGGUGGCAGCAGGGCGUCGCACAGAUGUCUGUGCCGACCGUGGGUCGGAGUGCGCUGGCUCUGGCCCGUCUCUCGGCGACAACUGCCGGUCUCUCUGCGCUGCUGACGUCGAUUUUCAAUUCGAUGGCGCGCCACGUGGACCAGAACGAGCUCGCAGAAGCAAUGUCCUCGGAUGCUUCUCCGGUGGAAGUCGGCCAAGAACGCCGGAGUCCCGGACACCCCGCGCCUUCUCGGUCUGGGCAGUCGCCCGUCCCUUCGCUCGAGACAGCGCAGGGAAGACGGUCGUCUCCGUUCGUCCCCCCCGCGUACGCGUCGGGCCGAGAAGAUUCACGCACGUUGCUCGCCCCGCUUCAUGCCGGCGAAGCCUCUCGGGGCCACGGCAGCGGAGACAGAAGACGCAGAGAGAGCGAGAGCGAGGAGUCGGAGAGUAGGGGUCGCCGAAGGGUCGAGACGGGCACAGUUGGCGGGCUGGGGCUGAGCGUCAUGUGCAUGCGUGACGGAGGCGAGAAGGAAGACAGGGAACGCGAAGAAGAUCUCGACGCCGGUUCCGCACGGCAGCAGCGGGCAGAAGAGGAGGCUGCAGCUUUCGCGGAAGGCUCUUCCCUGCCGGUCUCGCCGUCGAGCAGCCGCGCGUCGCCGCGGGCCUCUGCGCCUUCGGUCGUUUCUCUCACUUCCUCGAACGCAGCGACGGCGGGGAGUAGCAGCUCCAGCACUGAAGCGCGGGACGCCCUCCUUGCGGCGGUCACGGCGGCAGGAGCCUCCUUGAACUCGUUCGGCGCAUCUCCUCAGGGCGCGAGCAGCCUCGGUCAGUCGCCGACGAGCAACAGCCGAUCUGCGCAGCCCGGUCUCAUCGCGUUGGCCUCGGACCGCCGCAAAGACGACGGCGACAGCUUCCCGUCUUCUGCCUCUCUCUUCGCGGAGCCUGACGACCCCUCAUCUGGAGAAGGCCGGGAAGCCGCGGCGCACGGGCGCGAGGUAGGGCGGGACGCAGUCUCGGCUGGCAGGGAAGGCGUCGAAGACGAUUUAGGGCGGAGGGGCGUUCAGGGCCAGACACUGCCGGGAGGCCGAGACCGUCCCGCGGGUUCCUUACAAAACCUUCUCUUUUCUCUCGGCGGCGCUCAGACUUUGGAUGUUCGCCAGGGGACUCAAGAGACGCGCGGAGCCGGCGGAUUCGGUGUGCGCGGGGGGCCAGAAGGACGCGAUACCACGGAAGAGGACGAGGCGAUCGACGAGGAAGUCCGCACGCGACUCCAAAUGUGGACUGGGAAUGCCCAACAGUUUUCCAGAAACGUUCUCGCAUACGCCCGCCCGCAUCCCUUCAGUUCCGCAUACCGUUCAGGCGACGUCACGCAGAGCUCGUCAGUGCGGACUCCAGUUGGAGAAGCCGUCGAAAAUGUUCUUUCGCUCUCGUGGCAUCGGGCGCUGAACCGCGUGAACGUCGGCGACGAGCCGCGUCCACCAGCUUCUCUGGCGCCUGGGUACUUGGCUCUCCUGAUGCGCGAAGCGGCGACCUCUGCCCGCAACAACAACGACUUCGCGAUGCAGCAGGAGCGCUUCCCUCACAUUCGUUUGGCGCUUCAACUUCUGCAAGACGCCGAGCAGCCAGGAAUUUAA